This is a messenger RNA of Lates calcarifer (barramundi perch), 3778 nucleotides long. RefSeq names its product ligase IV, DNA, ATP-dependent (gene lig4). Lineage: Eukaryota; Metazoa; Chordata; Actinopteri; Centropomidae. The record is from RefSeq and is a predicted model, not a curated record. Gene Ontology annotation, biological process: DNA biosynthetic process; double-strand break repair via nonhomologous end joining; nucleotide-excision repair, DNA gap filling. Gene Ontology annotation, molecular function: DNA binding; ATP binding; DNA ligase (ATP) activity. Gene Ontology annotation, cellular component: DNA-dependent protein kinase-DNA ligase 4 complex; DNA ligase IV complex. The transcript is spliced from 4 exons. Bases 172 to 2907 code for a protein of 911 amino acids.
UACUUUGAGAAGCAGGAAGUGUCUAACAUGUAGCUCAGUGUUUCAAGGCAGACAUUCACUGCCUUUUGUUUGGAGGAUACAAAGAACAAGGUCCUGUCGGAAUGAGACAUGUCAGAACACGUUGAAGUUUGACCUGUGCGGACCAGUCAUCUGCAACUGAAGAAUUUCAGCAUGGAGGGAACUUCCAAAAGUGAUGCUGCUGCUCAGCCAUCUGUUGCAGCUCAGGUUCCUUUCCUUCACCUGUGUACCACUUUAGAGAAAAUCCAAAAGGCUAAAUUCCGUCCAGAUAAAUCCAAGAUCCUUGGGGAUUUCAUUGAGUCAUGGAGGAAGUUUCAUUCUGCUCUCCACAAAGACAGUCCCAAAACAACAGACUCUUUCUACCCGGCUAUGCGCCUCAUAGUUCCCCCUUUCGAACGAGAGCGGAUGGCAUAUGGCAUCAAAGAGAAUAUGUUAGCUAAACUCUACAUCGAUGUAUUAGGCCUCCCAAAGAAUGGCCCAGAGGCCAAUAAACUGUUGAACUACCGAGCUCCAACUACAUCCCAAGGAGAAGCUGGAGACUUUGCUGGCAUGGCGUAUUUUGUGCUGAAAAAACGCUGCACCAGCCAAGGAAACCUCAGUAUCAAAGAAGUCAAUGACUUUCUGGACUCUGUGGCUGUCAACAAUGACAACAAGCAGAAGGAUCUUGUGAGAAAAAGUCUGCUGCACCUCAUCACCCAGAGCUCAGCUCUUGAGCAAAAAUGGCUCAUCAGAAUGAUUCUGAAGGAUAUGAAGCUCGGGAUCAGCAAGGAAACUGUUCUCCAGGUCUUCCACCCAGAUGCUGCAGAGCUCUACAAUGUCAACACAGACUUGAACAAGGUGUGCCAGCAGCUCCACAACCUGUCUGUGUCUUUAAGUGAAGUCUCCAUUGGAAUAUUUUCUGCCUUCAAGCCCAUGUUAGCAGCUGUGGCUAACAUCCGCAAUGUGGAAAAACAGAUGGGCAACAGCCCUUUUUACAUCCAGACCAAGCUGGAUGGGGAGCGUAUUCAGCUGCACAAAGAUGGAGAUGUCUACAAAUACUUUAGCCGAAAUGCUUUUGAAUACACGCAGCAGUUUGGAGGAUCCCCACUGGAGGGCUCACUGACUCCUUACAUCCACAAUGUUUUUAAAAGCAAUGUUGUGAACUGUAUCCUCGAUGGUGAGAUGAUGGCGUACAACCCGACCACAGAGAACUUCAUGCAGAAAGGGAGCAAGUUUGACAUCAAGAGGCUGAUGGAAGACUCUGAGUUACAAACGUGCUUCUGUGUGUUUGAUGUUUUGUUAGUCAAUGACCAGAAGCUUGGAAAGGAAACGCUCAAGAAGCGUUUUGAGACCCUUCAGACAGUUUUCACCCCACUCAAGGGAAGGAUACACUUGGUGCCGAAGACUGAUGCCAGAACCAUGCAGGAGGUGGUGAACGCACUCAAUGACGCCAUAGACAACAGAGAAGAGGGGAUAAUGGUGAAGGAUCCUUUGUCCAUCUACAAACCUGACAAGCGGGGGGAGGGCUGGCUGAAAAUAAAGCCAGAAUACGUUGAUGGCUUGAUGGAUGAGCUUGACCUGUUGAUUGUUGGCGGCUACUGGGGGAAAGGGAGACGGGGUGGUAUGAUGUCCCAUUUCUUAUGUGCUGUUGCUGAAGCACCAAAGCCUGGAGAGAAACCUUCAGUUUUCCACACACUCUGCCGCAUCGGCUCUGGCUAUACCAUGGAGGAGUUGUAUGACCUUGGUUUGAAGCUCGCCAAGCAUUGGAAAGUCUACCGAAAGAACGACCCACCAGCAUCUAUCCUUUGUGGAACAGAGAAGCCAGAGGUCUACAUCGAACCUUGCAACUCUGUCAUCGUCCAGGUCAGGGCAGCUGAGAUAGUCGGCAGCGACAUGUACAAAACCAACUGUACCCUUCGCUUCCCCAGGAUUGAGAAGAUCCGCGAAGACAAGGAGUGGCACCAGUGCAUGACUCUGGCAGAGCUGGAUCAGUUCCGCAACAAGGCGUCGGGCAAACUCGCCUCACGGCACCUUUACAUCACUGAUGACGAUGGACCGCAGAAGAAGAAGCGCAAGCUGGUACCCAAAACCAAGAAGGUGGUCGCGCUCAUCGACCACUGUAAGCCUCAGGACCUUUCCGGGGUUACCAAGGAGACAGAUAUGUUUGAAGAUGUGGAGUUCUGCAUCCUGAAUGGCACUCAGGAUCACUCCAAAGCCGAGCUGGAAAAGGGGGUGGCCAGGUGUGGAGGAAUCGUGGUUCAAAACCCAGGACGGGACACCUACUGCGUGAUUGCCGGCGUGGAGAACAUGCGCGUGAAGAACCUGAUGUUGUCCAACCAGCACGAUGUGGUUUGGGCCUCCUGGCUGCUGGAGUGCCUGGACCAGAAGGAAGUGGUCCCAUGGCAACCACACCACAUGAUCCACAUGUCGCCCUCCACCAAGGAACACUUUGCCAAGGAGUACGACAGCUACGGCGACAGCUACUUCGUGGACACAGACGAGCAGCAGUUGCGGGAGGUGUUUGGCCGGAUCGGCAGCAGGGACUCAUCGGUUGCCGUGAACGUUGAACAGGUGGAGCAGCGUUACAGCUGGGCUGACCUUCCCACCAGCAUGUUCAGACCCUUCACAGCUUACAUGGACAGCUAUGCUAAUAUAAGAGACCCUAAAAUUGUCAUACCUGCCACCUGUUUGGACAUCAGGGCGCUGGAGUUUCGCUACCAUGGAGGCACAGUUGUGCAGAAGUUGGAGGAAGGAGUCUCUCACGUCAUUAUCUCAGAGGAAACAAGACUUCUGGAUUUACGGACUCUGAGGCGCCGCUUUUCAAGGAAGUUUAAGAUUGUAAGAGACUCAUGGGUGACUGAUUCAAUCAAAGCAGGGUAUCUCAUGAAUGAUGAUAGUUACCUGGUUUGAAGAGUCUUCUGGUGAUUUACACAAACUUAAGUUGACACUGGAGAAAUUAUCUUUUAAGAUAGCAUUUUAACUAAUUUUAAUAAGAUUAGCAAUAAGCUAUUUAUUAAAAACUCAAAACAGUCAAAUUAAUCCAUCAUCAUUAAAUGUGAGAAAAAAGAUUUGAUUCAAAACUGCACUGUACUGAAUAGGGAUGUUACUUCACAGGGUUUUAAGCAUGAGAGUUUUAUCUAUUGUAUUUAUCUAUGAAUUUUGCUGUGGCCUUUUAAUACAAGAAAACAAUGAGAGUGGUGCAAAAAAUGUUGCUCUCUUUCUGUGAUCUGUGUCUUUGUGCUUUUAAUCACCUCAUGAACUCUAAUAAAUAUUUUGAUUUGGUAAAAAUUCCAGGAAAGACAAUGAGUGACAAAUUCAUUUUUAAAAUUGGUAAUUACCUUAAAACCAGCAUCUGUGUGAAGUGCUGGCCUUUGCCUCAGCUCUGUACCGGUGCUCAGCUGGCAGAGAGAGACUGAGGGACACCACAGGGGUACGUUAAAACUGGUUCAGCUCAAGGCCCUCCGACAAAGAUGUCGCCAUGUUUUCCUGUCUUCAAAAAUGUCAGCGUUGUGCCUUGGGACUCAUUGAUAUGUUAUAACCUUCAUUACCAUCGCCUCUAGGGUGCAGGUAGCUGCCUGUGGUGUCCUGGGCAUUGUUAUGCGUAAAUGCCGCAUGAAUACAUUUUCAAAGUAAAAGUGAUGAGGUGCCUGUUCCUAAUCAUAUAGCUUGAAUAAUGUCUCUCAUUGACAUGUUGUAGAGGUCCCUGUAGGGUUUAUGGGUUUUCAUUUUUGUGAUUUGUACACCAGUGUUAAACAAAUUCAUUAAAAUUCUACCUUUAUGA